Messenger RNA from Lactuca saligna, 330 nucleotides. Lineage: Eukaryota; Viridiplantae; Streptophyta; Magnoliopsida; Asterales; Asteraceae. The record is from the annotation of a GenBank genome assembly.
AUGCUAAGAAGGAAGCCCUCGAUUCAACCUAAAGAAGAUCCAGAAGGAUUUGAGAAGUUAAAGCUUGGUAAGAUUUACAAAGAGGCGUGGUAUGUGGUAUUUCAGGCAAGGGAACAAAAUGAUGCAGACUUUCACAAUACCUGUUUCUUUCUUCCUGACAAGUACACUACCACCUACCUGGAGUACAUUUUGGAAAUCGUUAAUAAAUUCAAGGGCAAAAACCAGGGAGACAAAAAGUCUUUCUCAGACAUGAUUCAGUGGUACGUCCAGGUUUGCAAGGUAUUGCUAAGCGUAACGCCAAUGGUUUUUGAAGUACAAAAGCAAACUUAG